Aedes aegypti (yellow fever mosquito) is the source of this 980-nucleotide messenger RNA. RefSeq lists its product as uncharacterized. The record is from RefSeq and is a predicted model, not a curated record. The transcript is spliced from 2 exons. The coding region runs from base 184 to 570 and encodes 128 amino acids. NCBI's taxonomy places the organism in Eukaryota, Metazoa, Arthropoda, Insecta, Diptera, Culicidae.
AUACGAGAUGAUAUCAGCCAGUCGUUGAAUAACAAUUCCAGGAGGCGAUACCUACUCGAUAGAGCGAAGAAAGCGAAAAUUGAUCGAACGAAAGGACAGAUUAGAACGAAGUUGUGAUAGUGAUAUUCAAAUUUUUAAACUAACGGUUAAAUUCGGAAUCAGUGCUGAAAACAGAGCAUAAUCAUGCAGGCAAUUACAAAGAUUAUCAUCUUUAUAGUAGGCAUUUCAGUACUAGCAGGCAUCAUUGGUGCAAGUGUUUAUGUACACAAAAAUGGCCUUCCGCACAAUAACUCGAAUCACAACAGCUCUAAUCAAUCGACAAACGACACGAUACUAUACGAGCCUACCACUAUUUCUGAGCUGCAACCCGACCAUGCCGUGGAACAACCGAAACGUGCUAAAAGGGCUAUCAUUUUCCGACCCCUGUUCGUCUACCGUCAACAGCAGAUCAAGAAACAACGUCUUAGUGCGGAGCGAGAACAGCAAUUGCUUCAGCAAAUGUCCACUACUACUCAGCGGCCGCAAACGCAAAGACCUAAAUAUGCGUCUAACUAUCCUUACAACGGCUAACGUGCUUCGCAAGGCCAAAUGUCCGGCAGUUCGGAACCAAACCUAGACAAUCCAAUAACAGGGAACAUGAUUAAAGUAGUGCUAGAAAAAAUAUUCCGUUACCGUACAAGCUCUCAACUCACCAAUCGUUUCGUGGUGUCACCGACCAUUUGUUGUGGACGAGUUAUCAUAAGCAUACCUACUAGUUAGCAAGUUAGCGUGAAGCGGUUUAGAAUCUUGCGUUUCCUUUUACGAUUUUGUUUGUGCCAUUGUGGCGACUAGCAUCUUCUGAUCAACAACAUGGCGGAAAUAGCGGCUCGAAAUGUGAUAAACGAUUUACGACAGUGACAAUAUGUACUGAUUAUAUUUUCAUAUUUAUUUGUUGAAUAGUGCGUUUUAUAUUUUUUGUAAUAAAAUCGUUGUAUAAAAGA